UAUACCAGCAGAACUCGGGACAGAUCGUAAACCGAGCGGGAAGGUUACCAUGGCGACGGUUUGUCUGGAAUGUAAACAAAACCGCGGCAAGGGCACGAUGUUGUGGGAAGACAGAGAUGUUCGCUUUGAUAUUAGUCCCCAGCAGAUGAAAAUGAGAUCUGGGGAGAAGGUAAUAGAUAAACUUGACUCCGUUGAAGAUACCAAAGGGAAUUCGGGGGACAGAGGGAGACUGAUUAUCACAAAUCUGCGCUUAAUAUGGCAUUCGCACAGCAUGCCAAGAGUUUCUUUGUCUGUUGGUUACAACUGCAUCAUAAAUAUAACAACAAAGACUGUAAAUUCAAAACUUAGAGGUUUAACGGAAGCUUUAUAUAUUUUGACUAAGGCAAAUAGUACCAGGUUUGAAUUUAUCUUCACAAAUCUCAUCCCGUCAACAGCAAGACUUUUCACCUCAGUUAUUGGGGUUUAUAAGGCUUAUAAUUCCUCAAAGAUGUACCGUGAGUUGAAACUGAGAGGUGCUAUUAUUCAGAACAAACAGCUGAGAAUAUUACCUCAGGAACAAAUAUUUUCUCGUGUGAAUGGAGUUUGGAAUCUGUCCAGUGAUCAGGGAAAUCUUGGCACGUUUAUCAUUACAAAUGUACGUCUAGUCUGGUUUGCAAACAUGAAUGAACUCUUCAACAUAUCUCUGCCAUAUCUACAGAUAGCCUCUGUAAAAGUCCGUGAAUCCAAGUUUGGCAUGGCACUGGUGGUUGAAAGCACAGAAGCCAGUGGAGGUUAUGUGCUUGGCUUCAGAAUCGACCCUGUUGAAAAACUUCAUGAAGUACACAAGGAGUUAUCGUCACUGUACAAUGUGUAUUCACAAUGUCCAGUCUUCGGCAUAGAGUUUGUUCUUCAUGAUAAGCCGGCAGGAGAGGAGGAGACAUUGGAUUUGCCAGAAAUGGAGGAAGCGGAGAUUGAUGAAUCCAUCAAUGAUUCUGCUGAUGUCCUGGCAGCUUACCUCGCUGAUGGACGGCACAGUGACCGGGAGACUGUUUUCUCAAAUGAGUUAGGACUUGCCAUUGAGAAAUUAAAAGAUGGAUAUACUUUGCAAACACUGUGGGAGGUCAUACCUAGCUAAUUUGCUAUUUUCAUUAUCAUAUUUUGUUUUGCUGUCAUGUACAUGCAAGCUAAAAUACGAGAUUAAUGAAUGUGAUAUGAUAAUUUUUGACAAAGAUAUUGUAAGUCAUGAUGUGGUUUAAAAUAGCUCAUAACAUAAAAUACGAUUGUAUAAGAUGUAAAAUCAGUACAAUUUAUCUAUUAACUUUAGAUAAAUGUUAUAUAUUUUACGUGCCUUUACUCAGAGAAAUUUAAAAUGUAUUAUAAUGAAAAAAUUGUAUAUGAAAAAUGUGUCACCACAAUAAGAGUUUAAUAUCACUUUUAAAAUGCAAAGCAAAUAAUAAAGCCAACCAAAAUAUAUGGAGAGUCAUUGUAAAAAAAAAUCACAACCAGUCAAUUUUAAGCUCUCAUAUUAUAAAAUAUGCUAAAAAUCUAUUUUACAAAAUGGAAAAGUCUUUGGAUUCAGGCUUUUAUAAUUAAUUUGGGUAUAAAAGCAUCUACCGACACUUGGCGGUAUAUAUGCACAUACUUUUGAAAUAUGUUUGGACAAAUGUAUAAUUCUGAAAAUCCACUGAGUAUUAAAAUAGAUCGUAAAUGCUGUUGGUUGAGUCCUGAUGUUAGAAUAGGUACUCCGUUUCAUAACAUGCAACCAGUGGCAUCAACUUUCACUUGGUGUUGUCACUUGCAUCUUGUGAUUUGCAAAUAUUUAGUUCAUGGCUAAGUAAAUUGCCAGUAUUUUACCACGCUCGUCUUAACAGAGAUACAUACUCACCUUCACAAAAAUGGACAAAUAAACAGAUAGGAUCCACUCGCUCUCCCUCUCUUCUCCCCCCCCCUUUCUAUACUUACUACAACAGAAGCUGGAUAAGUCUAACCAGAUUCAUAGAUGAAGUUUUGGUUUUAAUUCAGUCUGUAAUGUUUCCUUUAUUUGAAUAUACCUUCUCUUAUCUGAUAUGAUACCACAUUAAAUUUGCUCAUUCUUUCUCACUUCAUCUUCAUCAUCCACAAGACAAUAUUCUUCAAAAAAAUAUAUAAAAAACAAUAAAAAAAAUAAAGCAGACCUGACAAAAACACAAUAUCACUUGAUUCUGAAUCAGACAUAGCAGCAUCAACCAUUCACCUACUGUUGUCUGGGUUUCAUGCAUUUUUUUCAAAGUUGACGAAGGUACACAUUAACUCAAUGGUCUGAAGAAUAAGUUAUGGCAAAAUAGAAAUGGAUUGGCUACCACCUUCAAUUCUGCAGUUGAUGCCUAUCGGUUGUCACCCCUUGCUGUGAUGAUUUAUUGGUUGAUAAUAGUGAAAGGCAUUCUCAUUUAUUGCUUCAAUUAUCAUUUGAUAUCAUAUUAUUGUAAGAUUUAUUAUCCAGAUUGUACCAAUAUUCCUGUAUAAAUUAUUGUAUUGAAAUAAAAAAGUACAUGUA
Molecule: messenger RNA, 2512 nt
Organism: Penaeus vannamei (Pacific white shrimp)
Lineage: Eukaryota; Metazoa; Arthropoda; Malacostraca; Decapoda; Penaeidae
Gene: BBS5
Product: Bardet-Biedl syndrome 5 protein
Biological process (GO): intracellular transport; cilium assembly
Cellular component (GO): ciliary basal body; BBSome
Molecular function (GO): phosphatidylinositol-3-phosphate binding
Source: RefSeq, a predicted model, not a curated record